Anopheles coluzzii is the source of this 1864-nucleotide messenger RNA. RefSeq names its product mitochondrial-processing peptidase subunit beta (gene UQCR-C1). The coding region runs from base 165 to 1589 and encodes 474 amino acids. Lineage: Eukaryota; Metazoa; Arthropoda; Insecta; Diptera; Culicidae. The record is from RefSeq and is a predicted model, not a curated record. Gene Ontology annotation, cellular component: mitochondrion. The transcript has 3 exons. Gene Ontology annotation, molecular function: metal ion binding; metalloendopeptidase activity.
CCUGCCAAGUACGGGGUUCUCAGAACGGGCUGAAGAAAAACAAGGUUGCUAGGGGACGUGUUGCGCAAAACUCUGUCCGACCGUAAGCUCGGUAUCCCUUCGAUUCCCCAGAUUUGCCGACGAAUCCCGUACCCAAUCAACUGUAACCCGUGCCGCUGCAAUCAAUGGCCUCGCUGCUGAAGUUUUCGGCUGGCCUGCGGGCGUACAGCCGCAGCCACCAGCUGCUGUUCCGGCGCACUAAGGUUUCGAAUGCGGCUGAAUUCCGGGCCGCCCUGGUGAACGUCCCACCGACCGAGGUUACCACGCUGGACAGUGGGCUGCGUGUGGCGAGCGAAGAUUCCGGCUCGCAGACGGCAACCGUCGGGCUGUGGAUCGAUGCCGGCUCGCGCUACGAGAACGACAGCAACAACGGGGUCGCCCACUUCCUCGAGCACAUGGCGUUCAAGGGUACGGCCAAGCGGUCCCAGACCGACCUGGAGCUCGAGGUCGAAAACAUGGGCGCCCACCUGAACGCGUACACGUCCCGGGAGCAGACCGUGUUCUACGCUAAGUGCCUGUCGAAGGACGUGCCGAAGGCGGUCGAGAUCCUGUCCGACAUCAUCCAGCACUCGAAGCUGGGCGAGGCGGAGAUCGAGCGCGAGCGGGGCGUGAUCCUGCGCGAGAUGCAGGAGGUCGAGAGCAACCUGCAGGAGGUGGUGUUUGACCAUCUGCACGCGACCGCCUACCAGGGUACGCCGCUCGGCAACACCAUCCUUGGCCCGACCAAGAACAUCCAGUCGAUCGGCAAGUCGGACCUGCAGCAGUACAUCGAUGCGCACUACAAGGCGCCGCGUAUCGUGCUGGCAGCGGCCGGCGGCGUACGGCACGGAGAUCUGGUGCGCCUAGCCGAGCAGGCCCUCGGCAAGGUGAGCUCGAGCGUGGAUGGGAAGGCGGCUGCGCUGGCCCCGUGCCGGUUCACCGGCUCGGAGGUGCGCGUGCGGGACGACUCGCUGCCGCUGGCGCACGUCGCGAUCGCGGUCGAGGGCUGCGGCUGGACCGAUCAGGACAAUGUGCCGCUGAUGGUGGCGAAUACGCUGAUCGGCGCGUGGGACCGGUCGCAGGGCGGUGGCGCCAACAACGCGUCGAAGCUGGCGAUGGCGUCGGCGACCGACGGGCUCUGCCACAGCUUCCAGUCGUUCAACACGUGCUACAAGGAUACGGGCCUGUGGGGCAUCUACUUCGUGUGCGAUCCGCUCAAGUGCGAGGACAUGCUGUUCAACGUGCAGAACGAAUGGAUGCGCCUCUGCACGAUGGUGACCGAGGGCGAGGUCGAGCGGGCGAAGAACCUGCUCAAGACGAACAUGCUGCUGCAGCUGGACGGCACGACCCCGAUCUGCGAGGACAUCGGGCGCCAGAUGCUGUGUUACAAUCGCCGCAUACCACUGCACGAGCUGGAGCAAAGAAUUGACAGCGUCACUGCCCAGAAUGUGCGCGAUGUAGCCAUGAAGUACAUUUUUGACCGCUGCCCUGCCGUUGCUGCCGUCGGGCCGGUCGAGAACCUGCCCGAUUACGUGCGCAUCCGCUCGUCCAUGUACUGGACCCGCCUGUAAGAUGCGGACGCAUCCACCCCAUUAGGUGACGAGCAAACGAAGUGGAAAGGAAACGGAAAACAACCCUUGCCUGCGCGUAGGCAAGGCGAGAACAGAAUGUGAUCUACGAGACCUCUGUGACUACAGAUCACGCAUAGAACGGCGAGAGGGGAUGAUGGCAUACAUUGCUUAGCCAGUUGCCACUCCUGGUUGGGAGCCUCUCGUCACUUACCUUCCUUGCUUUGUACAGAUAGCCCGAAAUUGAAAUUAAAAUACGUUAAACAAAUAAAAAAAAA